UGCCGUUUGUUUAGGUAUUUGGCCUGCCUGUAAACGCUAUUUACUGAAGAAAUACUCCACGUCUGUAGAGGGCAGUAGAGAACAACACUCACAGAAACAAAGCGAGCGGAGUUCCGUAAAACGUGAGAAGAAAGAUGCAGUGUUAGCGAAGCCGAAUAUCUAACACUAAUUUAGCAAUCGUUAGCAGUGUUAAAAAUGAAAUUGUAUUGUCUGUCUGGUCAUCCUACAUUGCCUUGCAAUGUCCUCAAAUUCAAAUCCACCACUAUCAUGCUGGACUGUGGGCUGGACACAACCUCUGUCCUCAACUUCCUGCCCCUUCCCCUUGUGCACAGCCCAAGACUCUCCAAGCUGCCAGGUUGGGUCUCUAAGGAUGGAACUGUAACCUUGGAGAAGGAGCUGAAGGAGUGUGCAGGAAGAGUGUUUGUGGACUCGCAGCCAGAGUUCUGUCUCCCUGAGAGAGAACUGUUGGAUCUAUCUACCAUUGACGUCAUACUGAUUUCCAACUACCACUGUAUGAUGGCCCUGCCCUACAUCACUGAAUACACAGGCUUCACUGGGACAGUGUACGCCACAGAACCCACCCUGCAGAUUGGGAGAUUGUUAAUGGAGGAGCUGGUGAACUUUAUGGAGAGAGUUCCCAAAGCACAGUCUGCCACCUGCUGGAAAAACAAGGAAAUGCAAAGGAUGCUCCCUGGGCCGCUGAAGGAUGCAGUCGAUGUGUGGACGUGGAAGCGAUGCUACAGCAUGCAGGAGGUCAACUCUGCCCUCAGCAAGGUGCAGCUUGUAGGUUAUUCACAGAAAGUGGAGUUGUUUGGAGCUGUGCAGGUGUCCCCCUUAAGCUCCGGGUACUCAUUGGGUAGCUCCAACUGGAUCAUCCAGUCUCAUCACGAGAAAGUUUCCUAUGUGUCUGGUUCAUCCCUCCUCACCACACACCCACAGCCGAUGGACCAAAGCUCCCUUAAGAACAGUGAUGUACUGAUUCUGACAGGCCUCACCCAAAUGCCCACAGCCAAUCCAGACGGCAUGUUGGGAGAAUUCUGCAGCAAUCUUGCCAUGACGAUUCGAGCAGGAGGCAAUGUGCUAGUGCCGUGCUACUCCUCGGGGGUGAUAUAUGACCUGCUGGAGUGUCUGUACCAGUUCAUCGAGAGCGCCAACCUUGGCACAACGCCUUUCUACUUUAUCUCUCCUGUUGCCAACAGCUCGCUGGAGUUCUCUCAGAUCUUUGCUGAAUGGCUUUGCCAUAACAAGCAAACAAAGGUGUAUCUUCCAGAGCCUCCAUUCCCCCAUGCAGAGCUGAUCCAAACCAACAAGCUGAAGCACUACCCCAGCAUUCACGGAGACUUCAGCAGUGAGUUCCGUCAGCCCUGCGUGGUGUUCACCGGUCACCCCUCUCUGCGCUUCGGGGACGUGGUUCAUUUCAUGGAGCUGUGGGGCAAAUCCAGCCUCAACACCAUCAUCUUCACUGAGCCAGACUUUUCUUACCUGGAUGCUUUGGCUCCCUACCAGCCGCUGGCUAUGAAGUGUGUUUACUGUCCCAUUGACACGCGGCUCAACUUCCACCAAGUGUCAAAGCUGCUCAAGGAAGUCCAGCCCCUCCACGUUGUGUGUCCAGAGCAGUACACUCAGCCUCCUCUGACCCAGUCCCACCGCUCUGAUCUGAUGCUGGAGCUGCAGCCCCCUCCCAUGUCCUACAGACGCUGCUCUGUUCUCAACCUGCCCUUCAGACGCCGCUAUGAACGUGUCUACAUACUGCCUGAGCUGGCCAACUCCCUGGUACCCUCUGAGAUUAAACCUGGCAUCUCCCUGGCAACUGUGUCUGCAGUGCUGCACUCCAAGGACAACAAACACACACUGCAAUCAGUGCCCAAACCCCCUCCAGCGCCCCCCAGCAAGAAGAGGAAGCGGGUAAUAGAGGAGCCUCCAGUGGUGCUGGCCCCCAAACCCCUGCUUAGUGGAGCUGUGCCCCUGGAAGCUUUCCUGGCCACGUUGCAAAAGCAUGGUAUUACAGAGGUCAAAGUGGAGGAGACAGCAGACGGACACAUUCUGCACCUGCAGGCAGAGGACACACUGAUUCAGCUGGAGGAGGAUGGGACACACAUCGUCUGCGACAACAACGAACCGCUGCGUACCACACUGCGAGACCUGGUGCUCCGCUUCCUGCAGAAACUCUGACCUGAAUCCUCUCCAUGCCUCCUUUUUAAAGUUGUUCUGCUUUCUGGACUGUGGAGAGCCACAGAGAUGAUGACAGAGAGCUGUGAACCGGCCUGUCCCCACCCGAGUCAUAUUUAACAUCGCAACAUUUACAGCAGUUUUACUGUAAAGUCAAGACAUAUUUUGUAAAAUAGUAUUUUGUAUUAAAAGAUAAAACAUGUUAAAGAUCCUCCCAGUGAGCCUUUCAUCACUGCAGCUUCUUCAUUUAGAAAGGAAGAAAGCCGAAAUCAUCAGGAUUAUGGUUUUUGCAAAGAAGGAAAUAUAGGAAUAUAUAGUCACAUACUGUAAAUUCAUAAAUAUCAUUUGCAUCUCACAUAAUCCAACUUUAUUUGAAAAUAGUGUCUCAAAUGGCAUUCACAAUCCCUACAUAAAUUUAAUCCGGAUCUCGUGUCAGUGGGUGAUCAACUCAUCAGCUGAAGAUGUUGCAAGUUUCUAGAUGUGAUGGUUUAUCACAAGCUCAAGGAAUAAACAGGUCAGGUGCUUUUAAUUGGGUACAAAAAGUUACCAGCUACAACUGAACUGCUCUGUCCUGUCCACCUAUUGAAACCAAGGGGGAAGGUGAGAGUUUAAACAGUAAUACAGACCAAAGCCUGCAUGGAGUGUUACAUGGAUACGUUCUGGGAUACUUAAUAGCAAUUGCAAAUGUUAUUAACCUGUGCUUUUGUUUCUGCCAAGUCAAAAUACCAUCAAACGGCUUGUGGAGGCUUAAACCUACUGUUCUACUUAGGUAUAGCAACCAAACAAUAGCCUGCAUUUAUAUACCUUGGUCGUGCUGUAUGAGGCAGGGCAUACACUGUACUGUUUGAGAGUAUUCCUAUUUAGAGGUAAAACAACGAUCAGUUUAUUAAUAUUAAAUUAAUUGGAAACUGUUUCAA
This is a messenger RNA of Micropterus salmoides (largemouth bass), 3086 nucleotides long. It is a transcript of the gene ints9, whose product is annotated as integrator complex subunit 9. Bases 196 to 2172 code for a protein of 658 amino acids. The transcript is spliced from 17 exons. Gene Ontology annotation, biological process: snRNA processing. Gene Ontology annotation, cellular component: integrator complex. NCBI's taxonomy places the organism in Eukaryota, Metazoa, Chordata, Actinopteri, Centrarchiformes, Centrarchidae. The record is from RefSeq and is a predicted model, not a curated record.